Messenger RNA from Cherax quadricarinatus, 4155 nucleotides. The record is from RefSeq and is a predicted model, not a curated record. NCBI's taxonomy places the organism in Eukaryota, Metazoa, Arthropoda, Malacostraca, Decapoda, Parastacidae.
CCCUCCCCCUCCCUCCCACCAGUCCACAUGUUGUGUCUGAGGGAGGAUCAGUGACCAUCUCUAAUUUUUCCAACUUUAUUUGGCACUUCCUAGUCCUUGUUUGCUGCCUGAGGGGCUCGCCGAGAUGCCGCCCAAGAAGGGAAAGAAGAGCAAGAAGCAAGACGAGUGGGAUAGUGAGGGAGAGGAGGAGAAGGUGAUGGGGGAGAGUGAUGGUGAGGGAGGAACAGCAGGCCAGAAGAAAGGCAGGAAAAAGAAAGGAAAGGGGAAGAAUGAGGCGAGUGAUGAGGAGGAACAGGUAAAGGUGGAGCCGGAGGAUAAGAAGAAGGGGAAGAAGAAGAAGGGAAAGGGGAAGCACGAGGCUAGUGAAGACGAGGAGAGCGUGAAGACAGUGCCAGCUGAUGGGGAAGAUAAGAAGGGCAAGAAGAAGAAGGGAAGAGGCAAGAAUGAUGUAAGUGACGUGGAGGAGAAUGUCAAGAUUAUACCGGUUGAAAAUGAGGACAAGAAGGGGAAGAAGAAGAAGGGGAGAGGCAAGAAUGAUGCAAGUGACGAUGAUGACGCUAAACCCGCAAGUGUGGAUACCAAGAAGGGCAAGAAGAAGAAGGGAAGGGGCAAGAAUGAUAUGAGUGACGAGGAUGUACGAUCUGUCGACGUCGACGACAAGAAGGGGAAGAAGGGUAAGGGAAGGGGGAAGAACGAAGCGAGCGACGAAGACGAACCGAGCAUCAAGAAGAGCGAGGCUCAGAAGAAGGGCAAGAAGAAGAAGGGGAAGGCCAAAGAGGAUUGGAGCGACAGCGACAAGGACGUCGAAGAUAUCACGAACCCAGCCGGCGAGAGUGACGACGAGACCCCAAGAGAGAAGCCGUCGACCAAGCUCACAAAGAAGAAGAAGGAUAAGAAGAAAAAGGGCAAGAGGGACGAUUGGACAGACGACGAAGAUGACGAUGACAAGCUGGUGGAGAAGAUGAAGAACAUGGACCUGGAAAAUGGAACCGACGAAGAUGAAAUAAUUUCCAAACAAAGCAUAAACCUGAAGAAACAAAAGAAAAAGAGAGAGAGGAAGAAAAUACAGGAGGAAGAGGAGGACGAAGAGGCAGACGCAGAAGAUGAGGACGACGACACUGAGGAGAAGGAGAAAGAAGUAGAGGUAAAGAAGAAAGUGGAGGAAGAGGUGGCAGAGCCUAUGGUGAUCACUCCUCCGUCCACUCCAUCUAAGGAAGCGGCUCCACCUCCAGUGGAGGAGUCGUCAGAGGAAGAGGAAGAGGAAGAUGAGGAGAGCGAAGAAGCAAGGCAAAAGAAAAAACUUCAGGAAGAAAAAGAAGCUUUGAAGAAGUUGUCUCACAAGGAAAGGAAGAAGAUGAAACAAAAGCUUGAGUAUGAGAUAGAAAAUUUCAGCAUAUCAGCAAAGGGCAAAGCACUGUUCACAAAUGCUUCUCUCUUGAUUGCCAAUGGACGAAGAUACGGUCUAGUUGGUCCUAAUGGGCACGGCAAGACAACUCUUCUGCGCCAUAUACAAUCCAGAAUCCUCAACAUUCCUCCAAAUAUUGACGUGUUAUAUUGUGAGCAGGAAGUGAUUGCUGAUAACACCCCUGCAAUUGAUGUGGUUCUUCAAGCAGAUGAGAAACGUUUGGAGCUUCUAAAAGAAAAAGAUCAACUAGAAGCAGACAUGAAGAAGAAAAACAAAGAAGUGGAUAUGGAUCACUUACAAGAAAUUUAUGAUGAACUGCAGGCCAUUGGAGCAGAUAAGGCUGAGCCCAAGGCAAGGAGAAUUUUGGCUGGUCUUGGGUUUACACGUGAGAUGCAGGGAAGAGCCACAAAAAACUUCAGUGGUGGCUGGAGAAUGAGAGUAUCCCUGGCCCGGGCUCUCUUCAUGGAACCAACACUUCUCAUGUUGGACGAGCCUACUAACCACUUGGAUCUUAAUGCUGUUAUUUGGUUAGAUAAUUAUCUUCAGGGUUGGAAGAAGACGCUGUUAGUUGUGUCCCAUGACCAGUCAUUCCUCGAUAAUGUCUGUACAGAUAUCAUCCACUUAGAUCAACACAAGCUGUAUUAUUACAAAGGAAAUUAUUCUAUGUUUAAAAAGAUGUUGGUUCAAAAACGCAAAGAGCAAGCAAAGGCGUACGAGAAGCAGGAGAAGCGAAUCAAGGAAAUGAAGGCUUCCGGCGCCUCAAAGAAACAGGCAGAAAAGAAGACAAAGGAAGUGCUUACCCGCAAACAAGAAAAGAAUCGCAGCAAAAACAAGAAAGAAGAGGAUGAAAGUGGACCCGUUGAAUUGCUCGAAAGACCUCAAGAAUAUGUUGUAAAGUUCAACUUUCCUGAACCACCACCACUGCAACCUCCGAUUCUUGGGCUUUACAAUGUUUGCUUCAAUUAUGAAGGUCACAAGCCACUGUUUAAAGCCGUUGAUUUUGGCAUAGAUAUGGAGACGAGGAUAGCAAUUGUUGGUCCAAAUGGUGUAGGUAAAUCAACAUUCUUAAAAUUGCUCCUAGGUGAACUGAGUCCAACUUCAGGUGAAGUGCGGAGAAAUCAUCGCUUAAAAAUUGGUAGAUAUGAUCAGCACUCUGGGGAACACUUAACUGCUGAAGAAUCCCCCUCAGAAUAUCUCAUGAGACUGUUUAAUUUGCAGUAUGAAAAGGCAAGAAAAGCUCUUGGUACAUUUGGUCUUUCAUCCCAUGCACAUACCAUUAAGAAUAAGGAUCUAUCAGGAGGUCAGAAAGCACGUGUAGCUUUGGCCGAGCUCUGUUUGUCGUCACCUGAUAUUCUUAUUCUUGAUGAACCCACCAAUAACUUAGAUAUUGAAAGUAUUGAUGCUCUCGCUGAAGCCAUCGCAGAUUACAAGGGUGGUGUGAUUAUUGUUUCUCAUGACGAACGCUUAAUCCGUGAAACAGAUUGUAAUUUAUGGGUGAUAGAAGAUCAGACUAUUAAUGAGAUUGAUGGAGGCUUUGAUGAAUAUAGAAAAGAGUUGUUGGAGGAGCUUGGUGAAGAGAUCAAUAAUCCAAGUAUUUCUGCUCAUAAUGCUGCUGACUUGUAAGUUUUGACAUAGAAUGUUUGUAUUUACAUAUGUAAGUGCCAGUUUGCCAUUCUAUAUUUAUGCAAAGGUUUUAUAUUUACAUUUGCCUUUUGCUUUCUGGUUAUGGCUAUGAAAAACUAAUAUGGAACAAAGAAAUUCAUUUGUAAUGAAUUACUUUAAUAUAAUACAGUAUUGUGAUAUUGCUAAGGCAUAUAACAUUUAUUUUUUUAAUUGUUGCAGAAAUAAUUUUUUUCUAUUUUGUUUUAAAAUUUGCAGUAAAUCUUCAUUUUAAAAUCUCUACUGUUUGAAAUCCUUAACAUUUUUUGCUUAUCAUGCAUGGUUAUGUAUUUGUUUCUGUUGAUUCAAAAAUCAGGAUGUUGAUAAUUUUGUGUUCAGUAGAUCUUAAAUACUUACAUCUCUGCUUGCUUGACACAGUUAAAAGGAUCAAUAACUUGUGCUACAGAUUUCUAGCAAGCAACUAGUUAAAUCAAGUUCCCAAGUUAAUGGUGCUGAAUUUCUAGCUGAAUGAGUCCUGAAUAAUCAAAGGAAACAGUAGUGAUUUAAUUUAAAUGAUGCAUCUCUAUAAAGCACAUAAUUACACUUGAGUGUAACACUUUUCUCAGGUGUAUUGUACUCUUUCUCCUUUGGUUUUUUUUUUAUUUAAAUUACCAUUUUUUUUUUUUUGUAAUAUAUGCAUAAUUUUUUAAAUAAAAUGUAACUAUGCUGAACUUUCUAAAGGUAUUACAUUCAUUUCUUCAUUCUGGAAAUUUGGUCGUUUCAAGGUUUGAUUAUAAAAUUUACAGUAAGGCUUUUCUUUGUAUGUUGUCUAUAGUAAGUGGACAGUUGUCCAUAGCAGCACUACUGUAGAAGUAUAUCUGAGUAUCUGGUGAGUUUAGUCAGAGGAAAAACCCACCACUGGGAAAAAGUAAUAUAUAAUAUCCAAUGCUUAUCGAAGUUUUAUGUACAUACAUGGAUUGGAAAGGACUACUUCAGAAACAGCAGUAUCUCUAAACAUACUGUGAUGCACCUUUUGUUGUGUUGUGUGCCCUAUUUUGUAUAAUCUGUUAUAUUGUCUCUCCCCCCCCUCCCUUUUUUUUUCUUUUCUCAUUAGAGAUGUAGAAGGAAAAUUAAACAUGAGAGAACUUGUA